This is a messenger RNA of Mytilus trossulus (common blue mussel), 2187 nucleotides long. RefSeq lists its product as uncharacterized. The transcript has 2 exons. NCBI's taxonomy places the organism in Eukaryota, Metazoa, Mollusca, Bivalvia, Mytilida, Mytilidae. The record is from RefSeq and is a predicted model, not a curated record. The coding region runs from base 1 to 2187 and encodes 728 amino acids.
AUGUCACUGAGUACCGAAGUACUAGCUGCCGUGCUGAUGAUACCCUCUGGAACCGAAAGUCUAGUCAGAGUACUAGCUGCUGUGCUGAUGAUACCCUCUGAAACCGAAAGUCUAGUCGGAGUACUAGCUGCUGUGCUGAUGAUACCCUCUGGAACCGAGAGUCUAGUCAGAGUAAUAGCUGCUGUGCUGAUGAUACCCUCUGGAACCGAGAGUCUAGUCAGAGUACUAGCUGCUGUGCUGAUGAUACCCUCUGGAACCGGAAGUCUAGUCGGAGUACUAGCUGCUGUGCUGAUGAUACCCUCUGGAACCGAGAGUCUAGUCAGAGUACUAGCUGCUGUGCUGAUGAUACCCUCUGGAACCGAAAGUCUAGUCGGAGUACUAGCUUCUGUGCUGAUGAUACCCUCUGGAACCGAGAGUCUAGUCAGAUCUAGUCAGAGUACUAGCUGCUGUGCUGAUGAUACCCUCUGGAACCGAAAGUCUAGUCAGAGUACUAGCUGCUGUGCUGAUGAUACCCUCUGGAACCGAAAGUCUAGUCAGAGUACUAGCUGCCGUGCUGAUGAUACCCUCUGGAACCUAAAGUCUAGUCAGAGUACUAGCUGCUGUGCUGAUGAUACCCUCUGGAACCUAAAGUCUAGUCAGAGUACAAGCUGCCGUGCUGAUGGUACCCUCUGGAACCUAAAGUCUAGUCAGAGUACAAGCUGCCGUGCUGAUGAUACCCUCUGGAACCUAAAGUCUAGUCAGAGUACAAGCUGCCGUGCUGAUGAUACCCUCUGGAACCGAAAGUCUAGUCAGAGUACUAGCUGCUGUGCUGAUGAUACCCUCUGGAACCUAAAGUCUAGUCAGAGUACAAGCUGCCGUGCUGAUGGUACCCUCUGGAACCUAAAGUCUAGUCAGAGUACAAGCUGCCGUGCUGAUGAUACCCUCUGGAACCGAAAGUCUAGUCAGAGUACUAGCUGCUGUGCUGAUGAUACCCUCUGGAACCGAAAGUCUAGUCAGAGUACAAGCUGCCGUGCUGAUGGUACCCUCUGGAACCUAAAGUCUAGUCAGAGUACAAGCUGCCGUGCUGAUGGUACCCUCUGGAACCUAAAGUCUAGUCAGAGUACAAGCUGCCGUGCUGAUGAUACCCUCUGGAACCGAAAGUCUAGUCAGAGUACUAGCUGCUGUGCUGAUGAUACCCUCUGGAACCUAAAGUCUAGUCAGAGUACAAGCUGCCGUGCUGAUGAUACCCUCUGGAACCGAAAGUCUAGUCAGAGUACUAGCUGCUGUGCUGAUGAUACCCUCUGGAACCGAAAGUCUAGUCAGAGUACUAGCUGCUGUGCUGAUGAUACCCUCUGGAACCUAAAGUCUAGUCAGAGUACUAGCUGCCGUGUUGAUGAUACUCUCUGGAACCUAAAGUCUAGUCAGAGUACUAGCUGGUGUGCUGAUGAUACCCUCUGGAACCAAAAGUCUAGUCGGAGUACUAGCUGCUGUGCUGAUGAUACCCUCUGGAACCGAAAGUCUAGUCAGAGUACUAGCUGUUGUGCCGAUGAUACCCUCUGGAACCUAAAGUCUAGUCGGGGUACUAGCUGCCGUGCUGAUGAUACUCUCUGGAAACGAGAGUCUAGUCAGAGUACUAGCUGCUGUGCUGAUGAUACCCUCUGGAACCGAAAGUCUAGUCAGAGUACUAGCUGCUGUGCUGAUGAUACCCUCUGGAACCGAAAGUCUAGUCAGAGUACUAGCUGCUCUGCUGAUGAUACCCUCUGGAACCUAAAGUCUAGUCGGAGUACUAGCUGCCGUGCUGAUGAUACCCUCUGGAACCGAAAGUCUAGUCGGAGUACUUGCUGCUGUGCUGAUGAUACCCUCUGGAACCUAAAGUCUAGUCAGAGUACUAGCUGCUGUGCUGAUGAUACCCUCUGGAACCUAAAGUCUAGUCAGAGUACAAGCUGCCGUGCUGAUGAUACCCUCUGGAACCGAAAGUCUAGUCGGAGUACUUGCUGCUGUGCUGAUGAUACCCUCUGGAACCGAAAGUCUAGUCAGAGUACUAGCUGCUGUGCUGAUGAUACCCUCUGGAACCGAAAGUCUAGUCAGAGUACUAGCUGCUGUGCUGAUGAUACCCUCUGGAACCUAAAGUCUAGUCAGAGUACUAGCUGCUGUGCUGAUGAUACCCUCUGGAACCGGAAGUCUAGUCAGAGGAAGUUUCAAAUAUAA